GAGCGCUCCGCUCCUCGGCCGUGGGGACAGAGCUGGGGACACGCACAGGGAUGGCCUCGGACAGGGACAGCGCCAAUCCCCACGGCAUGAAUCCUCACCUGCGGGUCAACGGGCCCAUGAACAUCAACCACUAUGCCACCAAGAAGAGCGUGGCAGAGAGCAUGCUGGACGUGGCACUCUUCAUGGCCAACGUCACCCAGCUCAAGGCUGUGCUGGAGCAGGGCACGUCCUUCCAGUACUACGCCACCCUCAUCGUGCUCAUCAGCAUCUCCCUCUUCUUCCAAGUGAUGAUUGGGGUUCUCCUGAUCAUCACGGCUCGUUUGAACCUGAAUGAUAUUGCAAAGCAACCCCGCCUGAACAUACUCAACAACGCUGCCACAGCUCUCAUCUUCAUCACAGUCAUCCUCAACAUCUUCAUCACAGCCUUCGGGGUGCAGAAGACUGGCCUCUACCCUAGCAGGAAUUUUGGACCUUAUUAAUUCAUGGGGCAAUGGACUCAGGAUCUGAGCAGUGCAGCUCUCCUCCACGUUUCCACUGACCUCAGCAGGAUCCAUGGAUGAAUCCAGGAAACUGGGUUAAACUUCAAAACUCUGUGUGUGUCAUAGCAUAUCAGCCCCCUGCUGUAAUGCUUUUGCAGUUCUGAGGAGCAGGAACAUUGCCUUUCCAAGCUAGAACAAACUUUGCAAGAGAAAACUGCAGCAACAGCAGCAGCAGGUAUACAUUUUGAAAGUGCAGUUCUGUAAAUCUCUUCUCUUAUUUUAGCUGCCUGCUUCACAUAUUCAAUAUUGGCUCAUCUGGUAGAGAAGACUGAAUGAUUUACUUUGUAGGCUAAAUAAAUAAGUCCAGCUCUUUUUUGUCUCAAAUGUAAGUUGGUGCCCUUAAAGCAAUUCUAUCUAAUAGUUUACCUCCCAAAUGUUGGAAUGGAUUUCUCUAAAAAAGUUUUCCUAGGAGAAUAGAAUGGUGUGUGUACAUGAAGAUAGCUAGAACCAGUUCAAAUCUUUUCCUAGUUGUUUAACAUCAAAUGUUACAUAGUUAAGAAAACAAUCAGAUAUUUCCAGCACUGGGAUGUUAACAAGGACAGAAAAUAGUUAUUGUGGUCUGAUGUCAUCAUCAGUCCCCUAUCAGGAAUGAUGUCAGAAUAUCCUGACAAUACUUAAUGGAAAAAAGAAGAUAAUAAUGAAGAUACAUUAUAAUGAAGAAACAUUAUACAUAAGGCCACAGCCUAAGCUUAUUGCUGCAAUGAAAAAUUACAGUUGAAUAGCUUAUUACCUUAUUUUAAAAAUCACCAUUAUGAUUUAUUCUUAUCACUAACAUAAUAUAAAUGUUUUAAAAUGUAUUUGGUUUAUAAUGACAGCUCGGGUAAUUCUCUUGUAUUAGAACCAUUUGUUUCCUUGAGAAAAAAAUCCUUUGAAUUAAUGAGUUUCAAGAUUUUGAUGAAAGAGUAAAAAUUUUCAAUCCUAAAUUUUUUAACUCUAUAGUCAUGUUAAAAAAUGGUAUUUUAAUAGCCUUAUGUAAGCCUAUUUAAAUAAUUACAUGCUCUUUUGAUUAUUAAAUGAUUUUUCCACU
Molecule: messenger RNA, 1566 nt
Organism: Melospiza georgiana
Lineage: Eukaryota; Metazoa; Chordata; Aves; Passeriformes; Passerellidae
Gene: NINJ2
Product: ninjurin 2
Exons: 4
Coding region: 51-479 (142 amino acids)
Biological process (GO): tissue regeneration; cell adhesion
Cellular component (GO): membrane
Source: RefSeq, a predicted model, not a curated record